AUGGAGGAGGUGAUGGAGGAGGUGAUGGAGGAGGAGGUGAUAGAGGAGGUGAUGGAGGAGGAGGAGGUGAUAGAGGAGGUGAUGGAGGAGGUGAUGGAGGAGGUGAUGGAGGAGGAGGUGAUAGAGGAGGUGAUGGAGGAGGAGGAGGUGAUAGAGGAGGUGAUGGAGGAGGUGAUGGAGGAGGUGAUGGAGGAGGAGGUGAUAGAGGAGGUGAUGGAGGAGGAGGAGGUGAUAGAGGAGGUGAUGGAGGAGGAGGAGGUGAUAGAGGAGGUGAUGGAGGAGGAGGAGGUGAUAGAGGUGAUGGAGGAGGAGGUGAUAGAGGAGGUGAUGGAGGAGGAGGAGGUGAUAGAGGAGGUGAUGGAGGAGGAGGAGGUGAUAGAGGUGAUGGAGGAGGAGGUGAUAGAGGUGAUGGAGGAGGAGGUGAUAGAGGAGGUGAUGGAGGAGGAGGUGAUAGAGGAGGUGAUGGAGGAGGUGAUGGAGGAGGAGGUGAUAGAGGAGGUGAUGGAGGAGGAGGUGAUAGAGGAGGUGAAGGAGGAGGUGAUGGAGGAGGAGGUGAUAGAGGAGGUGAUGGAGGAGGAGGUGAUGGAGGAGGUGAUGGAGGAGGAGGUGAUAGAGGAGGUGAUGGAGGAGGAGGUGAUAGAGGAGGUGAUGAGGACAGUGUAA
Knipowitschia caucasica is the source of this 663-nucleotide messenger RNA. Lineage: Eukaryota; Metazoa; Chordata; Actinopteri; Gobiiformes; Gobiidae. The record is from the annotation of a GenBank genome assembly.